Messenger RNA from Cyclopterus lumpus (lumpfish), 1794 nucleotides. Its product is annotated as CD59 glycoprotein-like. The record is from RefSeq and is a predicted model, not a curated record. The coding region runs from base 66 to 392 and encodes 108 amino acids. NCBI's taxonomy places the organism in Eukaryota, Metazoa, Chordata, Actinopteri, Perciformes, Cyclopteridae. The transcript is spliced from 4 exons.
GUAAUAGGAAGCUUGUUCUUCAUGAGCUCAAAGUCGUUUUCCUCACGUUCACAGACGUGACAGUCAUGAUGAGGAGCUCUGUGUUGUUUUGCCUGGCUGUCAGCUUUGCCAUGUUUGGAUUUGGCCUCUCGCUGCAGUGUUACUCCUGCCCCGAUGGGCCCUCCAACAGCUGUGAAGUCAAACAGGAGUGUAACCAAGAUGAAGACAGCUGCCUCAAACUCACCAGUGGUGAAAAGACCUACUCUAGAUGCCUGAGGUACACAGACUGUGACUUCAUGACUCUGGCAGUCAGAUAUUCCCUCGCUGACUUUGACUUUGACUGCUGUCAGUCAAAACUCUGCAAUGGCCCAAAAAAAAGCUUUCUUCAGAAAUUUAAGGAUUUGUUUGGUUAAAUAAAUACAAAAAGUGAACCAUGUUUGACUGAUGAGACAUAAAUAAACUGAAGGGUCUACUGGUCACAUUUUUCUACAUUCAUUGACGCUGCAAACAAUUUCUUCUCUGUUGCAUUAUAAAAGUUGUAUUUACUUAAGACAUUACAAUAUAAAUCAUAUAUCUUACAAUUAGUGUCAUUUAUUUUGAGUGCUUUGUGAUAUUCAGUAUUUCUUUCUAAAGUUCCUGAACAAACUUGAUUUGAGAAAAUGUUGAAGUCAUGCUAUCACUUUCAUAUUAAGGCACAAUUUAUAAAGAGUUUAUAAGUUGUUAACAUUUAGAUUCAGAUGUAUUGACUUGAGACUAAGAAUGCACUGUAUAGAGUUCAAGUAAGCCCCAAAACCUCUGCUCGACCAGCCUCAUCUCACUCCCAGUGCGUCAAAUACUGACUCUUGGGCAGUGGUCCAGAUGCACCUUCAGCAUAUGAGGCUUUCAACGAACUCCAAAAGCCAUAUGCUAACUUGAAUGGGGAUUAAAUUAUGAAAUUAUUUAAUUGGCUUUUCAAAUGUUCAGACCAAAUUGAUCAAUAACAACAGUAGCGACGUAGUAGGCUAUGGCAAAGCCUACUCCGUCAAAGCCUAUUUUGAUAUUUGCACAAGUGCAGAUCAAAUGUAUCACUUUUCAGAUAGACAACGGAAAAUAGAUCCUGUAGACAGAGCAUUGAAACUAGUGAAGCACUACAAAAGAAUAUUCUGAAGAAGAUCAUAAAGUCAAAGAAUGUACGAGUGUCUGCUGACGCCCUUGAACAUGAUUAAGAUUCAUUUUCCUUUAUUCCUCUUCAACCGAUUAUAGAAUCAUGUGAUGUUUCUGCAGCAGUGAGUGAGAACAAUGUAUUAAUAUGUUGACUUUAAUCCAAAAAAGGACAACAUGUUACCUAAAAUAAUGUGUGUGUGUGUGUGUUUGUGUGUGUGUUAUUCUAUCUUAAGGGUGUCUUCACAAGCGACCAAACAAGACUGUUAUGAGGACAUGUACUCUGGAUACAAAACUGAUUUUUAAAUGUAUAAAGUCAAAGUUUUAUAGGGAAUCAUUCCACGUCAAUGUGCUUGCAAGCAAGUGAUGCUAUUUUAUGCAAAAUGUGUGUGUGUGUGUGUUACAACCCUGUCCAGGUGGCUAGAUAAUUAAAAACAUUUCUCACACUUGAAUUUACAUCGAAAUCUCAAUGAUAACAUCUGGCUGAGCACAGGAGGAAAAGACCAGGUGUGUGUGUGUGUGUGUGUGGUGUGUGUCUGUGUGUGUGUGUGUGUGUGUGUGUGAGAAAGAGCAACUCAAAUGAGCUUUGUUGGGUGGAAUCUGGGAUCUUUAGGUCAUGUAUGAGGACGUAACAAAGAUUGCUAAGUGAGAUAUGCAUUAAAAAAAUUUACUGGC